CAGCAUCAUCCAGUGGGCGGGACUAAAGCGGAAGGUGCGGCGCUUGGCUUGAGCUGACAUUCGUGUGCGUUGCGGAGGAAGUUGAGCUCUCAAAACAGCCAAAACACUCGCUCAACCGCGACGGAUACGAGACAGAAAAAUACAGGAGUCGUUUAGAUGAGAUAAGUGCAUAUUUGCGUUGCAAUCUGUCGCCGUUUUUUUUUUAAAUGUAAUCGCUGUUGUUACGUGUAUUUACAUAACCAGCUUUCCCCGGUGUUGUGGCGGGGGCAUUACCAUCGAAUUGCAAACUCGAUCAGAGCAUCGCUCGUUGCAACUCUGUUAAAGAGCGUGUGUUUUUGCCGCAUAUCUUUGCAACAACAAUCUUAAAUCGGCUGAACUGUCCCUCUUUUUUUGCCCCCGUUUUCGACAAACAAGUUAUACAACGAGGCGGCCUUGGCGGCCAUCCGCGCAGGUCCUAGGCCCCGCCGGGUUGCCUUUCACGUUGCCUCUUGAGGGCCAAAUGGUUCAGACUCUGACGCAUUCUAAAUUCUUCGUCAGGAUGGAAAAGGUUUUAUUAGAGCAAGGUUAACUCCUGCACGCCUCGGCCACCCUAUUUACAAAUUGGAACAAAUCGACUUUCCUUUUAGUUGGUAUUGGGCCUGGAUUUGUGUCAGUGUAAGCAAGCCGUAUUUCCAAAAAUAAAAGGACAUUUCCAAGCUUGAGGCCUCCAUCCAUUUGAGUGAUGGUCGUGAAUACGAUCCACUGGUUCAGGAAGGGCUUGCGGCUCCACGACAACCCGUCCCUCAAGGAGUCCCUGCUUGGGGCAGACACCGUCCGCUGCAUCUACAUCCUCGACCCCUGGUUCGCUGGUUCGUCCAACGUGGGCAUCAACAGGUGGAGAUUCCUGCUGCAAAGUCUGGAGGACUUGGACUCGAACCUGCGCAAGCUCAACUCGCGUCUCUUCGUGAUUCGGGGCCAGCCCACCGAUGUCUUUCCCAGACUCUUCAAGGAGUGGAACAUAUCCCGCCUGUCUUACGAGUACGACUCGGAGCCCUUCGGGAAGGAGCGUGAUGCCGCCAUCAAGAAGCUGGCCUCUGAGGCCGGUGUGGAGGUGACAGUUCGCAUUUCGCACACCCUCUACGAUCUUGACAAGAUCAUCGAGUUGAACGGCGGUCAGUCGCCGCUCACCUACAAGCGCUUCCAGACCCUCAUCAGCCGCAUGGACGCCGUGGAGGUGCCCGCCGAGUUCAUCACCGCCGACGUGAUGGGGAAGUGCGCCACGCCGCUCUCCGACGACCACGACGACAAGUUCGGAGUGCCGUCGCUGGAGGAGCUGGGUUUCGAUACCGAGGGCUUGUCGUCGGCCGUGUGGCCCGGCGGGGAGUCCGAAGCCCUCACGCGACUCGAGAGGCACCUGGAGAGGAAGGCGUGGGUGGCCAACUUUGAGCGCCCCCGCAUGAACGCCAACUCGCUCCUGGCCAGCCCCACCGGCCUCAGCCCCUACCUGCGAUUCGGCUGCCUCUCGUGUCGCCUCUUCUACUUCAAGCUCACCGACCUCUAUCGGAAGGUGAAGAAAAACAGCUCGCCACCACUGUCGCUGUACGGGCAGCUGCUGUGGCGCGAGUUCUUCUACACGGCGGCCACCAACAACCCGUGCUUCGACAAGAUGGAGAGCAACCCCAUCUGCGUGCAGAUCCCGUGGGACCGCAAUGCCGAGGCGCUGGCCAAGUGGGCCGAGGGACGCACCGGCUUCCCCUGGAUCGACGCCAUCAUGACGCAGCUGCGCCAGGAGGGCUGGAUCCACCACCUGGCCCGGCACGCCGUUGCCUGCUUCCUGACCCGCGGAGACCUGUGGAUCAGCUGGGAGGAGGGCAUGAAGGUGUUCGAGGAGCUGCUGCUAGACGCCGACUGGAGUGUGAACGCCGGCAGCUGGAUGUGGCUCUCCUGCAGCUCCUUCUUCCAGCAGUUCUUCCACUGCUACUGUCCCGUGGUGUUCGGCCGGCGCACCGACCCCAACGGCGACUACAUCCGCCGCUACCUGCCCGUGCUGCGGGGCUUCCCGGCCAAGUACAUCUACGACCCGUGGAACGCGCCGGAAGCGGUGCAGAAGGCGGCGCGCUGCAUUGUGGGCGUGCACUACCCGAAACCCAUGGUCCACCACGCCGAGGCCAGCCGCGUCAACAUCGAGCGCAUGAAGCAGAUCUACCAGCAGCUGUCCUGCUACAGAGGUCUCGGGCUGCUGGCGUCCGUUCCCUCCACCUCCAACGGAAACAAUAAGCCCUCCUCAGACGUGAUGGGGUACUCGGUUGAAGGUCCUCACGAUGCCGCCGCCUCUGCCGCCGUGUCUUCCGGCUAUCCCAUGCCAGGUCAGUCGCAGGCCGACUGGCAGAGCAGCGGCGCCAUGAUGUACCUGCAGGGAGACUCCCAAGCCGGCGUUGCUGCGCAUCAGCAAGGCUACGUCAGCUCCAGCAUGAUGUGCUACGCUCAAGGCAACCGCCAGAGUCCCAUGCUUCAAAAAGGGCUUGAGCAUCACUCCAGUGGUGCGCCGAUGAGCAGCAAGCGUCACUGCGAAGACUCCGGAAACGGCAAAAGCUCCAAAGUCCAAAGACACUAAACCACAGGAGAGAAAAAAAAAAAGAAUCUCCACGUGGUGACGCCCUCACUUGCCAUGAAGUCAUCAAAUUUGUAUUAUAAAUGUGGCAAAUUUGUAUUAUAAAUGUGGACAUCCCGGGAGCAUCACACUUUUUCUUCUUCGGGUGUGAACACAAAGUCGUCAUGUAUAUAAUGAACUUUCCAAAAUUCACAUACAACUUGUACAUAUUUGACUAUUGUGUGUGUGUCUUCUCUCUUUGUGUAGCAUCAUAGAUCUAUUAUAUAUAUUUUUGAUAUGAUACCAAAAAAAAAAAAAAAAGUUUCAUAAAACAUCUUCCUGUGCGACUCAUGCCUCGUUUGGGCCUAUGUAACAACAAAGUGUUUUCGUGCUAGUUGACUGACUGGUUGUGUUUUCCACUGUAGAUGCAAACUUACUAUGACCUUGGUAUAACCUUUUUUCCCCCACAAUUCACAUCAUUGUAUCAGUGUAUUAUGACCCCCACCCACUACUGUAAACAACUGCUUCUAAAUGUUUUUUUUUUUUUUUUUUUUAUUAAAAUGACAUAAAAGCA
Phyllopteryx taeniolatus (common seadragon) is the source of this 3143-nucleotide messenger RNA. It is a transcript of the gene cry1a, whose product is annotated as cryptochrome circadian regulator 1a. The coding region runs from base 722 to 2593 and encodes 623 amino acids. Gene Ontology annotation, biological process: negative regulation of DNA-templated transcription; entrainment of circadian clock by photoperiod; circadian regulation of gene expression. Lineage: Eukaryota; Metazoa; Chordata; Actinopteri; Syngnathiformes; Syngnathidae. The record is from RefSeq and is a predicted model, not a curated record. Gene Ontology annotation, molecular function: DNA binding; FAD binding. Gene Ontology annotation, cellular component: cytoplasm; nucleus. The transcript is spliced from 13 exons.